Molecule: messenger RNA, 5470 nt
Organism: Lethenteron reissneri (Far Eastern brook lamprey)
Lineage: Eukaryota; Metazoa; Chordata; Hyperoartia; Petromyzontiformes; Petromyzontidae
Gene: FANCI
Product: FA complementation group I
Biological process (GO): DNA repair
Molecular function (GO): DNA polymerase binding
Source: RefSeq, a predicted model, not a curated record
UGAAGCUCAGAAGGCGGGAAAAGCGAAACGCGAGUGGAGGCCGAGGAGUUGCACCAACAACAACCACCACCACAACAACAACAACCACAAGCAGUUUAAAAUAUUACAAUAUUGACUACAGCAACAACAUUGACCCGGGCGGGGGGAGGGGUACAGCAGAUUUAACGACAGUGGGCAGCUGAGGUAACUGCGCCGUGACCGACAACAACAACAACAACCACAGCAACUCCACCACCAAGCGGGUAAGUGACUGCGGAGUUGACAGCAGCAACUCUUGAGAGCAGCAGCAACAACAACAACAGCCUCGUCGCGGAGCCGUGCCAGCCGCCUCAACGACAGCGGGUUUACCGAAGAAGACGGCUCGAACAGCAGCUGCUGAAUGGUUGUGCACCAGCAACAACCUCAACAACCGCUGUGACGGCAAUCACUACAAGGGGCACCAACUUGAGCACGAUUCACGACAGCUGUGCUGUGCCCUCAGCCAUCGCUCCUUGUCAGCUGCCGCCCCUCCUCGUCUGUUGUCCGUAACCUCCUGUCCCCUCAACCCUUGUCCACAUUGGUGCUUGUCCAUCAGCUCGUGUCCGUCAGCUCGUGUCCGCCAGGGGUCAUGGACAAGAGGAUGCUGCUGAUGUUGGAGCAGGGGGACGCUGCCUCCCUGCAGAAGGAGCUGGAGGCGCUGCCAAAUGGAGAGCUGGAGGAACUAAUCAAGCGGCAUGCAGUCAGGGGCGAAGGUGACCUCAACGCCCUGCUCAGGGCCAUUUUCCUCGGCUCCCCGUGCCACAGCGGUGAUGGGGUUGAGCGCCGGCUGAAGACGUACACGUGCUGCGCAAAGCUGGCCGAGUCUGGGGACAUGGAAAACUAUGUGGCGGUCAACAUGAUGGGGCUGCUCAUGAUGGAGACGGAUUCCUUGCCUGGAAGUUGCCUGGCCAAGUUGGCCUCCAUGUACGUGGACUCGAUAAAGAGCGGCCACGUGAUGAAUGGCAGAUCCCUUGAUCUGCUUCCCAACAUCCUAACCUCUCUGGGCACCAGGGAGAAAAUCACUUACGGUGAUGGACAGCUUAGUGGCAUGGAAUACAAAAAACAGAUCAUCAACACAUUGUGUUCCAGCAGGUGGGACUCUCAGUGUGUGAUCCACCUGACUUCUAUGUUCAGGGACGUGCCGCUGAGUCAGGAGGAGCUGCAGUUUGUCAUGGAGAAGGUAUUGCGGCUGCUGCCCAGCCUGGAGCUGCAGGAGCUGCCUCCCCUCGUUUACCAGCUGCUCCUCCUUGCUCCCAAGAGCCAUAAGAAGCUGGCGCUGGAGGGGAUUGUUUCAUUCUUCAAGGAGCAGGACCUGUUGCACAGCAACCAAAAGAGCGCUGAGGAUGCCACGGAGCUGGAGGUAGCUGCCGUGUCGACGGUUCCAUUGCGGCACGUGGAGGGGACCAUCAUCCUCCACAUCGUCUUUGCUGUCAAACUGGACCAGGACCUGGGCAGAGAGUUCAUCAAGACCCUCAAGGUCGGACAGCUGGGCGAUGUGGGCCGAGUGCUGUGUCCGUUCAACGUCGCACUCACACUCUCGCUGGCGAGGAUUCACCGAUUGGAGGAACAGGUGUUUGAGAUGAUGAAGGUGGCUAUCUUGAAGAGCUUCAGGGACCAGCAGAUGCAGCAGAGCUCGGCGCUCAUCAAGGACCUGGUGUCGUCGCAGGUGUGGUGCGUGUCCGACGUCAUCCUCGAGACCAUCCAAAACAGCGGCUGGGACCACAUAUCGCAGGGCUUGGUGCAGCUCGGCUUCACGCUCAUGGACUCAUUUGGGCCCAAGGCGGGACCCGGCGGCAAGGUGGCGGAGACGGGCGCCAGCGUGUCUCGGACGCCGGCGCAGCAAGCCUGCAGCCUGGGGGCACGCGUCCUCCUCGAGACGUUCAAGGCUCAUGACCUCGUGAGACGUGAGAUCCUGGAGCAGCUUCUCAACAGAGUCGUUACUAAAGCCACCGUGCCAAUCACACACUAUUUAGAGCUGCUGUCAGACAUGGUGACGUCGGCCCCGCUCAACCUGCUGGAGUGUCUGCCCAAGGUGCAGGAGGCAUUUGAUUAUUUGUCGGUCCUGCCGUCUCCCGUCACGAAGGGCCUGCUGCAGGCCAUACUGCCCCUUCUCAGGGUGCGCAUCAACCUCAAGGACUCGCUGAUCCUCGCACUGCGCAAGGGUAUGUUCUCCAGCCAGCUGGAAGCCAGAAAAUCAUCCGUUAUCGGAUAUCUCCUGCUGCUCAAGAACUUCAAAGUGCUGGGCAGCCUAGCGUCAAGCCAAACAUUGUGCAGUCAGGGUUUUUCCGCUAGCCAGGGUUUCUACGACGUGCUGCGGAGAAACUCGAAGCUGGGGAGCACCAUCCUGCAGAUGUUGCUGGUACAGCUGAAGCGGUGCUACGAGGCAGGCGACGUCCUGCCGCCAGUACGUCUGGACGGCUGCAUCACGGCACAGGGCGAGCAGGUCUUCCUCCAGGAGCCGCUGGGCCACCUCCUCUGCUGCACUGUGCAUUGUGUGAUGAAGUGGCGUGAAAUCAAGGCCCAGGCAGUUGGCGAUGAUGAGGAUGACGAGGACGAUGAUGACGAUGGGGGCGGCGAGGGCAGCAGUGAAUACGCAGGGGAGGGUGCACAGAGCUGUCAACGGCAGUUGGAGGCGAUGCUGGAGUCGAUGACACGGAGGAUGAUCAAGAGCGACCUGGACGACUUUGAAUUGGACAAGUCGGCAGAUUUCUCGCUGACGACCAGCGUAGGGGUGAAGAACAACAUCUAUGUCAUCUUGGUAAUAGGCAUCUAUGAGGUGCUCAUGGAGUACAGCUUCAUCACGGGCGAUCCCAGCCGCCAAAAGGUGGAACAGGUGCUGGGGUUGUUUCAGCGCUACCUUAAGCUGGUGGAAAUUCUGCGCGAGAAGAGUGUAAAGGGCAAGGGCGGCGCGACGAGCAAGACGCCACGCAGCCUGCUCUCGCUGCGCUGCGUUGAUCUCCUGCUCUCCGCGCUCUACCGCGACGAGAGCUCCGACCACGAGGAAAUGCUGACGCCGUUGCGUGGCAGCGUGGAGUUCCAGCGCUACGUGCUGACGGUGGUGCAGCAGAAGGUGCAGCAGGCGGAGGAGAUUGGCCACGUGGACGGCCCCGACGGACAGGACCCCGACAAGGUGCUGCGUCACCUGGUCUCCAUCGCCCGGGUGCUGUUGUGGAAGUACUUCUCUGUGGCGGUGCCCACGAAUGACUCGUCGCUGUUAUCGUCGGGGGUGGUGGAGCCCGCGGGCAAGAAGGACAAGCACAAGGGGAUUCCGCUGCUGUGCCUGGACGUGCUGCAGCGCGUCAUCACCGUCGUGAACACACGCUUCUCCCACAAGAAGGAGAGCCUAUACGCCGCGCUCGAUCUAUCCCGUGAAGAUCCAGAGGAUGCAGACAACGUCAUCAUUGCGGAAAGAGCUGCGUUUCACAUGAGGCAGUUCCAGCGGAGUGUGGUUGGGCAGCUGUCGGGAGGUGAGGAAGAUCUGAACAUGAAGGAGCUCCAUGGGCUGGUGAGCCUCCUGCUGGCGUUAAGCAAGGAGCUGCAGCCAGGCUCUACCGAGUUUGAACAGUGCUUGAACUGGACAACCAAAAUUUGCAAGGAGAGCAAAAUUGAGGAUCUGCUGCUGUGCAAGAUGCUGAUGAACCUGCUCUUCAGCCUGCACUUGGCCCAUAAGGGGCCUCGCUCACUGCUCAAGGACCUGGCGCAGGACAUUCACAGCCAGCUGGGCGACAUAGACGAGGAUGUGCAGGUGGAAAACCAGUCCAUUUAUGCCAUCGUGAAUUCCAAGACUGCUCCGUCAGUAACUCUGGUGGUGCUGUCUCAUGCAGAGCACAUGCUGGAGGACGUGGAAUGGCUCAUUGCCCGGCUCAGGGGGGAGCUGGCGUAUGCCAAGCCGGUGACCUCCGAGGAGGGCACGCAGGAUUUGGGUCCCCGACAGGCGCAGGAGAGGGCGGCCGCCGUGCAGCUGGGAGCGCUGGUCACCUGCUGCCAUGAGUUGGUGCAGGCGGCGCUGCCCGCGGGCAGCUGCUCCACCAACCUGCUCAAGCUGCUCACCAAGAUGUACAGUGUACUGGCCUCCAUCACCAAAUACUAUUUGCAGGUAUAUACGCAAAAUAUAGGAGACCUGCCAGGGAGGUUUGAAAAGUUGGUGAAACUGUCAGGAUCCCAUCUUACUCCUCAGUGCUACGCAAUGAUCACCUACAUUCAGAGCGUGCAGAGUGAUAGCCUCAACCACGGCUCGGACAAGAAGAGCAAGCGCGGGGCGGCGGCCUUAGCCAGCGCCGCCAAGGCUAAAGUUCUGCGGGAAACACGGCCGAUCCCAAACCUGAUCUUCUAUAUCGAGCAGUACGAGUGUUUCCUCAUCCAGCUCUCCAAGAAAUCCAAGGUGAACCUGAUGGAGGGGAUGAAGCCGAGCACGUCGCGCGACUUCCGCAUCAACGCGGCGACGCUGCAGGAGGCGCUGGAGAACCAGGAUUCGGAUAAUGAAGACGCGACGCAGAGCGGAGACGGCACACAGAGCACAACUAUUUCAGUGCAGGAAAAAUCCCAAAAGCCUCCCAGCAAGAAGAGGAAGACUUAACAAAGUUUGUGUCUGUUCCCAGCACUUUAAGUUGCAGUGAUUUAGUUUUUUUACAUACAGUAUUGCAUCGUGAUAGCGAACCAAUGCGUAUAAUACUCCCCCGUUUAUAAUUAACUUAGCUGCAGAAACAUCUUACUGUGUUCAUUUAUACCCGAUCCGUACAGUGAUCACGUUAUGUCUGUGACCCCGCGUAUAACAAUCAGACGCACCGCCAAAUAUACAAUCGUUUUUUUUUUACAGUGUACUAUACAGUACAUACUAUACAGUACACUACUACACUGUACACUAUACUGUGCAGUACGCUUGACUGUAUAGCGAAUACAUGUACACUGUGCAGGGAUGAUGCGUUAAUGUUCUUGUUUCUUCAAAAGCCCAGUUCAAUUUGUCAUUGAGGCUGUUGUAGUGAAGGCCUUAAUAGUGAACUCUGCAAGUGGUUAGUUAUAACGAGGUAACACUGUAUGAGCAAAGUCAUUGGAGGCAAUAAUUACUUGUAUUUAUGAUGCUCACGUUCCUGCUUUGGCCUCAGACGGUUUGUCUGAGUUUCUGCUCCUUGUCCUUGGUCUCUUUGGCUUUGGGUUUGGCGAGAGAACCGUUUGUCUUCUGUAUGAUCUCAUAAAUGUCCAGAGCUUCACCUGUACGCGGGCCAAACACAACGGUUGUACUUAUGCAAUGCCGUCAACUCUGCUUAAAGCCAUUGUCGUGAUGCCCACUCAAAAGCACAUGGUCAAAACAUAGCUUUGAAAUUUCAUGUUAAAGAUGAUGUGGCUUUGGAGUUCACAAAAAUGUGUUCUUGUGUGCCACAGUAAUAGUCAACAUACAAUUGUAAAAACAGGCAUGUAAGUUGUAAAAAUCUAAUAAAUUACAUUCCAAAUGCAA